Molecule: messenger RNA, 531 nt
Organism: Echinostoma caproni
Lineage: Eukaryota; Metazoa; Platyhelminthes; Trematoda; Plagiorchiida; Echinostomatidae
Source: the annotation of a GenBank genome assembly
AUGAAGCGUAAAGGUGUGGAAAAGAGCAAUGCAUGUUUGGUCAACAGGGAUGGUAAUCACCCUUUACAUCAGAAUUCUACUAGACUUCCUUGUGCAGCAGAAUUAAGUGAUAUCAGUGAAUCGGAAGACUCCUAUGAGGCCAAGGUCUCCGAUAUUGAACGUCAAAUUGAACAGCUGGACGAUAAGACCCAUCCUGAAUAUUUAAAAGCGAAACGAAAAGUUGACUUGUGGUAUGCAGAUGAGAAGCAACGAGUUCAAAUCCUGCAUGAGCAUCGUUUAGAAAAACGACGCAUCCAAGACUAUCUUACGUCAUUAUGUGAGGAGUUGAAACGUCGAUUGGAACAUGAUAAAAAGAAUAUUGAACUAACACCAAGUGGGGGUGAGUCCGGAACAUUUUAUGAUUUUGUACUGGGAAGUUGCAACAUUCUGCUAUGGUAUGUCUGUUACUCCACAUUAUUGGUAGACAGAUCUGUGAUCACCCGAUUUAUCACUGUAUCUACCUCGUUGGGGUCCUUCAAUUCUCAUAACUGA